AUGAAAAUGCAACAACAAGCCUCGGAAGUGGAGCUUCAUGUCUAUGUUGUGCCCCCCAACUUAUGGGAGCCGAGUUUAUACACCGCAUUUCCGCAACUUAUCAAACAGACUGUGUCAGCCGGAAUUAUUCGAACUAAACCGGAUUUGACACUCGAUCGAUUGCGUGGUUUAAUAAAAGAUCAGCUUGGCCCACAGUUUCUUCCGAAAGACUACCUUUUCUGUAAAAGCGUGGGUCAUUCAAUCGGGCGGGUAGGAUCAGAUCCAAACAAGAACACUUAUUUUUCACGAAACACUUUGUCCCUCCAGUGGAAAACGGCAAUAAAUAGCGCAGUUGACAUUGUUGGUGAUGGCUUUUAUACUUCGCUAACAAGUCAUUGUUUGACCACCUCUGGCUCGUUUCUGCCCUUCACUUGGUUGUGCGAAAAGAACCCUUCGAGGAAGUCGGUCGACUGGCAUACGGAGCACGUGGCCAAGCCAAUGCAACCUGUGGAGUGUGAUCAGUUCAGUUAUCGAGGGCGAAGUGAGUUUCCUGAAUUAUAUGUGCUCGACAAAAAAGCGCUGGAAACCCUGGAAGACAAAGGCUGGUUGGAGACACCUCAACAGCUCAACACUAAGGAACAAGCAAAAGUCAAGGAGCCUCAAGGAGAUGCUAAAAGCCACGAGCAGAAAACAACCGAUAAGACAAAAGAGGGCAGCUCACCUCAAGUGGUCCAAAAGUCUCAAUCAAAACGUAGUGGACAGAAAAGUGAGGAAGCGGAGGACAAAGUAAGGUUUCUAUCCCCGCCAGCGUUCAACGCGUUGAAACCUCGACCAGCAAUUCCCAUGUCAGACUCACAUCAAGAUCGCGAUCAAACUAUGACCCCAUCCCUCCCUCCACUAACAGAGGAAGACGGACAAAAACCUCAGCACAGGCUGCAACAUCCAAUACAAUUGCUAAUUGAUCCAACGAAUGAAAUGUAUAGCCCGACCUCUACGACCGAUUUUGAGUUUUUAACUCGAGCACCCCUUAGCGGGCGUCCCAUGAGCAUGAGCUCUCCCGCAUUGCAUAGUGGAGAUGCGGCUUUGGAAAGCAUUUCUUACGCUAUCGAGCAGCAACGUGAUAUUUUGUGGCGGCUAGAGAACGAGCAGUGUCGUCGUCUAUUGGAAAUGCGAGCUGAAGCGGAGGAACGUCGACGCCGUGAGGCAGAAGAACAUGAACGAGAAUUGGCCGAAAAAAAUGAACAACAAAGGAGGCUCGAGGGUCUUGAAGAGGAGUUGAUACGGCGUUCAGAAGAGGCCAGAGCUGCCAGAGACGAGCUAGAAGCAGCCAAAGAAUUGUGGAAAACUGCUUUGGAGGCAAAGGAAGACGAAAUGAGAACUCUACGUGAAAAUGUUGAGCUAAUGUUGGCCAACGCCAAAGGCAGAGAGAAUGCAGAACUGGCUGCUGCUCGCGCCGAACUGAAUGAAGUAAGGAAUGAAUUGAAGGCCAUGCAGGAUCGUUAUGCCGAGGUUCGAGCGGAGUUAGGAAGACGUCAUCAAGCGGCCGAAGAACGGUUAGAGGAGGUUUCUGGGGAAAUGCAAGGCUUACGGAGAAAAAUGUCAAUGGUUUAUCAUGCAGUAACAGAAACACCAGUCAGGGAACAGGUGGUGAUUAGAGAACGGAAGGUGUCCGAA
Messenger RNA from Opisthorchis viverrini, 1653 nucleotides. RefSeq lists its product as hypothetical. NCBI's taxonomy places the organism in Eukaryota, Metazoa, Platyhelminthes, Trematoda, Opisthorchiida, Opisthorchiidae. The transcript has 7 exons. The annotation marks the transcript as partial. The record is from RefSeq and is a predicted model, not a curated record.